AUGGCGGGAAUAAGAAAUCCUCCUCGUGAAUCAGGGGACAUGUUGGUAAUGACGCUAACCGAAGAACACUUGAAGUUCAACAAUGGGUUCCGUUUGAAACCUGGACACGAAGCGGAGAAGUGCAUCGUCUCCAAAUUGAGGGAAAAGGAGAGGGAAGCCAUUGCCCACAACGGAUGGGCUCAUCUCACAAUGCGCGACUUUCAAGAUGGAUCGCUCCACCAAAUGGACUUAUCCAAACACGCCACUAACAACUAUAUACUCGAUGACUGGCAUGUUUUCGUCCAAGCCAGAAACAACAAACAUUCCAACUAUCAUCUUCGACCUGGGACCCAAGUCGCCUUCUGCGGGGGAGCGAAAGUUGAGAAGAGGGAUGUGAAACUGGGGAUGAUUCUCCUGGGCAUAAACAUUUGUAUUACAGUGACGAGUGUGGUGGUGUUCACAUGGUGGAGGAGUAGAGUGAUGAUGAGGGAGAUGUGUGUAAAGGCGGCGCUGAUAAAGCAGAAGGAAGCCACAGAAGAAGCGGAGAGGAAGAGCAUGAGCAAGAGCGUGGCGGUGGCCAAUGCGAGCCAUGAGGUGCGGACUGCUCUUGCAGGGAUUACUGGUUUGAUUCAGAUGUGCCGCGCUGAUGCUGAUGCUUCUGCUGCUCAUUCUGAACUCAACGAUAAUCUGAGGCACAUGGAAUCAUGCACCAAUGAUCUCUAUAGUUUAUUGAAUUCGAUUCUGGAUGCUAGCAGAAUAGAAGCGGGGAAAAUGCAGGUUGAAGAAGAUGAAUUUGAUUUGCAGGAACUGUUAGAGGAUGUGGUGGAUUUGUACUAUCCUCUAGGUAUGAAGAAGGGAGUGGAUGUAAUAUUGGAUCCGUGUGAUGAGUCCGUGGAAAAGUUUAGGCGUGUAAGGGGGGAUAGAGGCAAACUCAAACAAGUUCUGUCUAAUUUGUUGUACAACGCCAUUAAGUUCACAGAUGAAGGCUAUGUUGCUCUUCGUGUUUGGGCACGAAAACCUUCUCCUCGUCCUCCUUCUCAAUCUCCUCCUAAACCCAAACGAGCUUCUUCUUCUUCUUCUCCUAUCGCCAUUUUAAAGGGUUUUUGCGGUGUUCCUGCAAAAACAGGAGGUGGGGAAGAAGAAGAAGAAGUAAAUGAUUGGGUGUUGGAGAGAAAAGAUGGUGGGAUAGAGUACAUAUUUAAGGUGGUGGAUACAGGGAAAGGGAUUCCCAAGGAGAAAAGGAAUACUGUGUUUGAAAACUAUGCUCAGGUGAAAGAUAUGGGUAGGGGAAAGAAACAUCAAUUAGGGCAUGGAUUAGGGCUUGGGAUAGCUCAGUCUCUAGUGCGGUUAAUGGGCGGGGAGAUUGGGAUUGAGGAUAAGGAAACCGGGGAAAGGGGGACUUGUUUUAAGUUCAACAUAGUCUUGGACAACAUUGUUAUUCUAGAAUCAUCAUCGUCUCAUAAUAACAACAUUAAUAAUACUUAUUCAUCGGCUCAUCACGUUGUUGUGUUCAUGCAUUGCGAGGAGAGGGGUAAAAUCAUAGGGAGAUUCUUGGAAAGCCGUGGCAUUAAGGUUAGUUUGGUUCAGAAAGGACACCAGCAACUGAGCAGGAAAUUGAAGAAGAUCAAACGUGGGGCAUUAAAUCUCCCCCGUUCCACAACCACACCCUCUUACUAUUCAUCUUCUUCGUCCUCAAAGGAGGAGUUGGAAGACGAAACCAUGCCUCUCCAUACAAACACUUGUAUGGUUUUGAUAAUGAUAGACACAAGUGCAGCAGGAGAAGCAUUAUUCCCAGAAGUGAUUAAAGCAGUUAGUGAAUUCCAUAGGGACCUUCAACCUGGUUGUGUUAGGGUUCUUUGGAUAGACACUACUGCUUUAAGUAGGGAUAACAACUUUCAGCUCCCUUCAACUGAUCUCAUCAUGUCCAAGCCCUUGCAAGGCUCCCGUCUGCAUAGCGUGUUAGGGCUUCUACCCGACUUUGCAUCAAGUUCCCAGCUGGGAGAAAUACAGGUGGUGAUUGAGAAAGAGAAGGAAGAAGAAGACGAGGAUAAUGGUGGUGGGAGCAGCAGUACUGAAAAGAAGGCAUUGACGGGGAAAAGAAUCUUGGUGGUUGAAGACAAUCCAACGCUGCGCAAAAUAUGCACCACAGUGGUUUCAAGUCUGGGUGCUCUAACUUACGCCUGUACUAAUGGUGAAGAAGCUUUACAGCUCGUGUCUUCGGCUCUUCAGGACCACCAUCAUCAACCUCCCUUUGAUUACAUUCUAAUGGACUGUGAGAUGCCGAUAAUGGAUGGGUUUGAAGCCACAAAGCGCAUAAAAGAAGAAGGGAAAGCUAUGGGGAUAUGGAUUCCCAUUAUUGCUCUAACUGCACAUACAGGGAAGGAGGAGAUGGACAAGGUGACUGAAGCUGGAAUGGAUUACUACUUGUCCAAGCCCAUCAAUGCUGCUAGUCUUCUAACAGCUAUUCACUUCUUGGACAAAUCCACCACCCAUCUCUAAUUUCACCAUCUUUUAC
Messenger RNA from Ipomoea triloba (trilobed morning glory), 2494 nucleotides. RefSeq names its product histidine kinase CKI1. NCBI's taxonomy places the organism in Eukaryota, Viridiplantae, Streptophyta, Magnoliopsida, Solanales, Convolvulaceae. Gene Ontology annotation, cellular component: nucleus. Bases 1 to 2478 code for a protein of 825 amino acids. The record is from RefSeq and is a predicted model, not a curated record. Gene Ontology annotation, biological process: phosphorylation; phosphorelay signal transduction system. The transcript has 5 exons. Gene Ontology annotation, molecular function: phosphorelay sensor kinase activity.